Molecule: messenger RNA, 4373 nt
Organism: Ctenopharyngodon idella (grass carp)
Lineage: Eukaryota; Metazoa; Chordata; Actinopteri; Cypriniformes; Xenocyprididae
Gene: shisal1b
Product: shisa like 1b
Exons: 5
Coding region: 387-989 (200 amino acids)
Source: RefSeq, a predicted model, not a curated record
CUCUCUCUCCCUUUCUCUCUCCAUUUGGAGCUCCUGGAUUCACUGGUGAGGUCUUCAGUUUUGGCUCUUCUCUGAUAUUUGACGGACACAUCCAGGACCCCAGCUGUAUCAGGAUGAACUCCACAUUAACAGCCACCCAGUGUGCUGAAAGAGAGUUUGAGGAGCAACAAAAGACAAACUGACACAGACACGAGAGAGAGAGAGAAAGAGCGCAAGAGAGAGGACAGAAGGGAUUUCUUUCUGAGGGAUUCCCCCACCCAGGAAACGGAGGUGUGCUGGCAAACUGUCGCAGUCAUGAACAGAAGCUGGAGAUAAAGAUGACAUCUGGAAGCAGCUGAAGCUGUCAGGCUUCAUGUCUCCAUCCUCCCCUGAGGGAGGACAAGAAGAUGAGUGUCACCAAUCAUCACUCCUUCAACAUCCUGACCAUCAUCUUCCUUGUUCUGUCUACUACAGCUUUCUCUGCUCACUUUCGGGUGUGUGAGCCUUACUUCGACCACAAGGAGCGCUACCACUUUGGAUUCCACUGUCCCCGUCUCUCAGACAACAAGACGUACAUGUUCUGCUGUCACCAUAACAACACAGCCUUCAAGUACUGCUGCAACGAGACCGAGUUCCAAACAGUCAUGCAGGUCAACCUGACCACCUCACCGGACGGCUACGCUCACAACAAUUACUCUGCAUUAAUCGGCGUGUGGAUCUAUGGGUUCUUCGUCAUGGUGCUGCUAGCACUUGAUUUUCUCUAUUACUCGGCCAUGAACUAUGAGGUGUGCCGGGUUUAUCUGGAAAAGUGCGGACUGGGGGGACGCUGGCUGAAACAGGCCCGCGGUCAGUGGCACGGCGACGGACAGGAGGAAAGGGAUGGGCGGCCCGCUCAACCCUCAUCACAACCUCAAGAGACACAUCAACACGGCUGCAGUCAGGCCAGACACAGCCUGACAGGAGACACACAGAGUCCAACACAAACCACACACAAUACGACAACGGCCUGAGACCAACCAAAUGUAAGGACCGACUGCUGGAGUCCCCUAGUGAGGAAGUGCAUUAUGGGAAGCGUAGUACAUGCCCCUGCCACAUGGACCUACAUAUCACAGGUGCCUGUCUGCCCCAAGCCUCUCCAUGUGGUCCAAAUCUCACACAGCACAACUUUCAACCCCUCGACAAACCCAGAACCGCAACUCAGAAUCAGCUGGAAGUGGACAAGUUGGGGAAUGAGAGAUUCUGAAGAGCGGCUUUACUGAGAUUUGUGGAAGUAUUGAACCAGACUUCAGACCGAACUGGACUUCGAUGGACACAGAACUCAGCCAGGACAUCUUUGGACCUAUGUAGCCGUUUCGUGAGCUCUUCUGGAUUAAACUCUCUGUAAACUGUGCGGUGUUGAUUUAUUUAUUCAUAGUCAGGGAAUGCGAUGAGUGAUGAAUGAAGUUGUCAAACGUCAUUUAAAAGAUUCAAGCACUCUCAUGACUCUAGAAGUUAAAUGACCUUUUUGCAGUAAAUAUCAAAACUCACUAAUCGUGGGUGGAUCUGCAGUGAAGAUGUGAAAUGAAACAGUAUGGUGAAUGUUCGUUUUUUGACUACUGUUGUGAUUUGACAUUUUCUCAUUUGUAGGAAUCAGUGAGGUAGCAAAUUGUGUUAAAUUGCGCUUUUUUUUUUUUUUCAUGCCCUGAAGAGUUCAUUGUGUAUGUUUGUCAGGUUUUUUGAAGACUUUUGUUCAGUGGUACUCACUCUACUAUUGAUAUUGAUCAGAUAAGUUCAUUUAGACUUUAGUUUUUGAGUGAACCGCUGAAAUGAAAACAUGAUUACACACUCCUUGAACAUGACAAUUCAUUUUUUAGAAAGGUCAGCAAAAAUGAUGACCUUUGCUUGCCUUGGUUUUGCAAGGAAGCCGUAAUCAGCUUCUCAUGCCUGUUGAAAUUUAGCUAAACUAUAGGUAGAUCCUUCAUCAACAUCCUUGCUUGCUCUAGAAGAGUAUUACUGCCAGCCAAUCAGAUUUCAGGAUUUUAGCUUAUGGCAUUCUCAUCAACCAAUCAUUUUCCUCUGAUUUUAGGGUUUGGUCAAUGAUUGUUUAAUAGAAAUGUUCCAAGACCAACAAAACAUCUACCUGGAUAAUUUCCCAGAUGUCCUUGAAAUUUCAAGAGUGACAUCAACUUACUUGGUAUCAGUAAGACGAGGUCUAUAAAAAAGCUCUUCAGUCUUGGAUUCUGUACCAAACAGGGACUACAGCACAACAGACAGCGUGUUUUGAGCAAUAAGUUUUGAAUAUGUGUAUUGGUUGGAGUCCACAGUACAGUUUUUCUCAGACAGCAGCCCAAUUACACUCAUACAGCAGAACCGCAGCAUCGUGGCUGUGCUUCACCAUCUUUGGACUGAGGUAAUUGGUGGUUCAGAAACAAGCUCAAGGUGAAGGUGAUCAGAUGCCCACAGAUUAUGGGAAGGAGACGUGAUCUCUGGUUUCAGCAGGUGUGAGUUUAAUUAUGGUGUCUGUUGGCAGGAGGAUUGACUGUGAUUCAUCACGUCUAUUCUAGAGCAUAUGGAAACUACUGAAGAUGUUUGGGCAUUUCUAAGCCUGCACGAAAUCACUGCCCACAGAUUUAUGCAAAAUGCACUCGUCAUUUACAAAACUUGCACCCUGGUGUGUUUGCUUACAAAAAUGUUUCAGCUGAACUUUCAGCUCAGUUUGACAUCUCCGAAAACUGAUUUUUUAAUUUUAUUUUAUUAUUUUGAUUUGGCCACAAUUAGUACAAAUUCACAAAAAUGUUUGAACAUGCAGAUUCUUUGUGGGCCUAGGCAAUGCUAAGAUGUUCAGGUCAUAUUUCACCUCUAAAAUCAAAAGGAAAAAUAUAGAAAUCAUGUUUUACAUGAAUAAUCUUAAGCAUAUAUAUAUUGAAUGUUACUUUUGUGAAAAUUAAACAUUUUACCUUUAAUCCAUCUUUACUGUAAUGCAUCUGUACAUUUUGCUUUUGAGGUUUAAGUAUAAUUAUUACCAAUGAAUGAUUCUAAUUAUAGUAGUCUUUUUCUUACAUUAUUAGAGUACAAUAUUAAUUUAAAAUAAGCAUAAAAAUGCUAUCAUGGUGGUUUUUUUUUUUUUUUAAUAUAUAAUAUUUUAAUAAAAAAUGUGCAUUACAGUAACAAGAAUUAUGGGGUUUUUGCAUAAUUUUCAUAAACACUUAGGGUACUUGACAACGAUAUGCUUAAAACGGAGAAGUUUUUCCUUUGAGUUUUCCACGUACAGGUGUCACCAUUGUCAAAAUACGGAGCCCCGGACAUGACAUGCAGGAAAAAAAUAGUAGGCUAAAUCGUGCGCAUGAUUUACAAGUUUGUUCCCUCAAUUUACUAAAUCGUAAAAAUAAUUUUUUUCUUUGCAUGUCCUGUGCAGGGCUCCGUAGUCAAAACGAUCCAUAUUCAUACAAAUCCAUGAAAAUGACUAAAAACGCUGUAUUCUGCUGGUAGGCCAGUAGAUGGCGAUGAAACACUAAUGCGCAUGUGCAUGACGUCAUCGUUUUCACAGAUUCGUGUAUUUGUUGCUUACAUGGAGACCGUUUUCAAAAACGUGCACUUUGAAACCCGUUUUCAAAAGUUUGCGUUUUCAGGCCACCAAAACGCCGUUGUCGUGUAAAUGAACGGCCAAAAACGCAUAAAAAGUUUUCUGUUUUUAGUUGAAAACGGUGUCGUGUAAACGGCAAAAUAUAAGAACUCUAAAUGGUGUUUUGUUUUCUUUAAGCAAAAUAUCCUUAUUUUCCUUUUGAUUUUAUUUGCCAUGUUUUGUGAAAUUCACCAAUGCUAAUGAAUGGCUAGAGUCCAAGAAGAGUGCUAUUUAAGAGUGCCACAUCAAAAUGCGUACUAAUGGUGGCAUUUGUUGAUUGCCAGUCACGCUAAAUAAUUUGCCUGAACUCGUAUCAGGGAUCAGCGAGCAAUGGGUGGGUUUUAAACAACCUGUUACUACCUUCCAGGAGUCAUUCCUCGACCUUCAAUCAACAUGACGUGCUAGGAAACAAGGAAAGUCAUCAUUGCCGUAAUUGGAUUCUUGCCACUAUGGGAGCUUGAAGUGAAAGCCGAGAUUUGCUGUACGUGAUUGAAACUGUCAAGUCACCGCUGGAAACCUGCUUCACGUACAAUAAAUUACAGUCUUUAUCUAAAAAGUCUAAUGUCAUGCUCCAGUCUUUACAUCAACAUGAAAACAGUUGCCUUACUGUCAAUCUUCACCUGUUCGUACGGCUUUCUGGCUUUUACCCUGUAACAGGUGGUUUGGUAAACACAGACAAACACGACUCUCAUCAUUGUUUCACAAGUGGGUACUAUGUACAACGUAGCAUUAUGUUAUACUUUGUCAAAUUUGUAGGACACAGGAAAAAAAAUAAACUUUUAGAAAGUUGAAA